Molecule: messenger RNA, 600 nt
Organism: Suillus plorans
Lineage: Eukaryota; Fungi; Basidiomycota; Agaricomycetes; Boletales; Suillaceae
Exons: 2
Coding region: 1-600 (199 amino acids)
Source: RefSeq, a predicted model, not a curated record
AUGCCUCAAUUUUCUACUCCCGUCACCCCUUUUCAUGAAUCUGAAGGUCCUCCCCAGGCCCUUCCAUUACUGACAUAUCAUAUGGAGAUGUUUUGUCAUACAUUAUCGCUCGUCUUGUUAUCUCCACAAGAAGAGAUAGCCUUCUCUACCCUUCCACUGAGGGGACGCAGUCCUACUCCUUCACGCAUCUUCACGAUCAUGUCUCAUGGAAUCACACCCAUCCCUCCUCCCACACCUACUCCCAAAGUCAUCAAAUUAGUCUCCUUCUCGCCAGAACAGUUCACACAGAACAGCGAGUCUGAGAAGGUGUCAACAUAUUCCUCCUUGUCCUCCAUAGAUUCCAAGGACUCCAAGAUCCCCAAACCGGAGGGUGAGGCUGGGCGUCCUGGCUGUGGUGGGUACAACUUGGAAAAGGUGCUUAACUGGGAUGCUGAGCGCUUCAAGAAUCUCAAAGAAUACGUUCACCAGUCUAUCGAGAAGCAUUGUCACGUUGGCAAAAGCAAGAAACUUCAAGCUCCGGCUGCUUUGCUUCAGGUUUAUAAAGAGGUAUCUCUGCGGUUGCUAUGGCUGCUUGAUAUUAACUUCUUUUCAAGGCUCUAG